Messenger RNA from Nakaseomyces glabratus, 3198 nucleotides. RefSeq names its product ATP-dependent RNA helicase MTR4 (gene MTR4). Gene Ontology annotation, molecular function: RNA helicase activity; ATP binding; oxidoreductase activity. Lineage: Eukaryota; Fungi; Ascomycota; Saccharomycetes; Saccharomycetales; Saccharomycetaceae. Gene Ontology annotation, cellular component: nucleus. The record is from RefSeq and is a predicted model, not a curated record. Gene Ontology annotation, biological process: maturation of 5.8S rRNA; RNA catabolic process.
AUGGAUUCGAACGAUUUGUUUGAUGUCUUCUCGGCUGUGCCUGAAGAAGUACCUGAUGUAUCAGAUGAAGAGAUUGAGAAUGACUCUGCCAAGGUACCGAAAUCAAAUGAAAAGCAUACGCUAACUUCAGAUGAAGAAGAUGGCGAGUCUAAUAAGAAGGUGAAACCUAACAAAACAAGUGGUUCAAAGAAGGAAACUUCAAAGAUUAUUCCAAUUGUAGCAGAUGACUUCGAACAGGAAGCCUCGAGAGAAGUGGAUGCAUCCGCAGGAUUAUCUACUCAAGCUACUACUGAGGUUGAAGAGGAUGGUAAAGUCAAACUUUCACAUCAAGUCCGUCAUCAAGUCGCACUACCUCCAUUCUACGAUUAUAAACCUAUUGGUCAGCAUAAGAGAACCAAUGAAGCCCGUACUUACCCUUUUACGUUAGACCCUUUCCAAGAUACUGCUAUCUCUUGUAUAGAUAGAGGUGAAUCUGUUUUAGUUUCAGCUCACACAUCUGCAGGUAAGACAGUGGUGGCUGAAUAUGCCAUUGCCCAAUCUUUGAGAGAGAAGCAAAGAGUUAUUUACACAUCACCAAUCAAGGCUCUUUCGAAUCAGAAAUAUAGAGAACUGUUGGCUGAAUUUGGUGAUGUUGGCUUAAUGACCGGUGAUAUUACUAUUAAUCCCGAUGCAGGUUGUUUGGUUAUGACCACCGAAAUUUUGAGAAGUAUGCUUUACAGAGGUAGUGAGGUUAUGAGAGAAGUGGCAUGGGUUAUCUUUGAUGAGGUCCAUUAUAUGAGAGACAAGGAACGUGGUGUUGUUUGGGAAGAAACUAUCAUUCUACUCCCAGAUAAGGUGCGUUAUGUCUUCUUAUCUGCCACCAUCCCAAAUGCAAUGGAGUUUGCUGAAUGGAUAUGUAAAAUCCAUUCCCAACCAUGUCAUAUUGUCUAUACAAAUUUUAGACCUACUCCACUUCAGCAUUAUCUGUUCCCCGCACAUGGUGAUGGUAUUUAUUUAGUUGUAGAUGAAAAGAGUACUUUUAGAGAAGAGAAUUUUCAGAAAGCUAUGACUUCAAUUGGGAACCAAGCUGGUGAUGACCCUAACUCAACCGAAUCAAGAGGUAAGAAGGGUCAAACAUUUAAAGGUGGAGCAGCAAAAGGUGACGCAAAAGGUGAUAUAUAUAAAAUUGUCAAGAUGAUUUGGAAAAAAAAAUAUAAUCCAGUAAUUGUCUUCUCUUUUAGUAAACGUGAUUGUGAAGAACUGGCUCUAAAAAUGUCUAAGCUGGACUUCAAUUCUGAUGAUGAAAAGGAUGCAUUGACUAAAAUAUUCAACAAUGCAAUUGCAUUACUGCCUGAAAACGACAGAGAAUUACCACAAAUCAAACACAUUCUACCAUUGCUAAGGAGAGGUAUUGGUAUCCAUCAUUCGGGGUUAUUACCUAUAUUAAAGGAAGUUAUCGAAAUCCUGUUCCAAGAGGGUUUCCUCAAGGUGCUAUUUGCUACAGAAACUUUUUCCAUCGGUUUGAAUAUGCCUGCUAAAACCGUUGUUUUUACAUCUGUUAGAAAAUGGGACGGUCAACAAUUUAGAUGGGUAUCUGGUGGUGAAUAUAUUCAAAUGUCUGGUCGUGCCGGUCGUCGUGGUCUGGAUGAUCGUGGUAUUGUCAUUAUGAUGAUUGAUGAAAAGAUGGAACCUCAGGUCGCCAAGGGUAUGGUUAAAGGUCAAGCUGACAGGCUGGACUCUGCGUUCCAUUUGGGCUAUAACAUGAUUUUGAAUUUGAUGAGAGUUGAAGGUAUCUCCCCUGAGUUUAUGUUGGAGAACUCUUUCUUUCAAUUCCAAAAUGUCAUUGCAGUUCCAGUAAUGGAGAAAAAACUAAUUGAAUAUCAGCAACAAUAUGAUAAUAUCCAUAUUGAAGAUGAGUCAGGAAUUAAAGAAUACUAUGAAGUCAAGCAGACCUUGAAAGGUUAUUACGAAGAUGUAAGGAAAGUAAUGACUCAUCCAGCACAUUUAUUGAGUUUCUUACAACCAGGCAGAUUAAUCGAGGUUGUAGUUGAUGGAAAUCAAAGAUAUGGUUGGGGUGCUGUCGUUGACUUUGCAAAGAGAGUAAACAAGAGGAACCCUACAGCUGUAUAUUCCGACUAUGACUCUUAUAUUGUAAAUGUGGUUGUUAGCUCAAUGUAUGUCGACUCACCUAUUAACUUAAUUAAACCAUUCAAUCCUGCAUUCCCUGAAGGUAUUCGUCCAGCCCAGGAAGGAGAAAAAUCACUAUGUGCUAUUAUUCCAAUUACUAUAUCAUCAAUCACAAAUGUCGGUAACCUAAGGCUAUUUAUGCCAAAGGAUGUCAAAGCUUCCGGUCAAGUCGAUAUUGUUGGUAAAUCAUUGAAGGAAGUUGGAAGAAGAUUCCCGGAUGGAAUCCCAUUGAUAGAUCCAGUCAAGCAUAUGAAAAUUACUGAUGAUGAUUUCAUGAAACUGCAAAAGAAAAUUCAAGUCCUAGAAGAAAAACUAAAAACUAACCCAUUACACGGUUCUGUCAAGUUAAAUGAACUCUAUGAAGCCUACAACUCUAAGCAUGAGUUAUCCGAUGCAAUGAAGAAACUACGAGCAAAAAUUACUGAUUCACAAGCUGUUAUCCAGCUAGAUGACCUAAGGAAACGUAAGAGAGUUUUACGUAGACUAGAAUUCUGUACACCAAAUGACAUUAUUGAGCUAAAAGGUAGAGUUGCGUGUGAAAUUUCAAGUGGUGAUGAAUUGCUUUUAACAGAGUUGAUUUUCAAUGGUAACUUUACUGAACUGAAACCAGAACAAGCUGCUGCAUUACUUUCAUGUUUUGCAUUCCAAGAACGUUGCAAAGAAGCACCUAAACUAAAACCAGAGCUAUCCGAGCCAUUGAAAGAUUUGAGGGAACUAGCAGCCAAAAUAGCAAAAAUCAUGAAAGACUCUAAGAUUGAGGUAGUAGAAAAGGAUUAUGUAGAGAGUUUCCGCCACGAAUUGAUGGAAGUUGUCUACGAGUGGUGUAGAGGUGCCUCUUUUACUCAAAUUUGUAAGAUGACUGACGUCUACGAAGGUUCUUUAAUCAGAAUGUUCAAGAGAUUGGAAGAACUUGUAAAGGAACUGGUCGAUGUUGCAAACACAAUUGGUAACCAAGCAUUAAGGGAGAAAAUGGAAGCAGUCCUGAAACUAAUACAUAGAGAUAUUGUUUCUGCUGGCUCUUUGUAUCUAUAG